AACUGUGGACCCCUGAAAUCUGUAACAAAUGGAGAGAUGACAUGUAGGCCUUUUUAUGAAGAGAACAGUUAUAAAUCAACUUGCAACUUUACAUGUCCUGAGAACUUUACACUCAUUGGAGAUAAGCUACUUCAGUGUCUCAGUUCAGGAAAAUGGACAGGCGAUACACCAAUAUGUAAAGCUCAGAAAUGUGAAACAUUAAGGCCUCCAGAGAAAGGUACCAUUAACUGUUCCCAUUUGUUUGAAGACUUCGGUUAUAACUCCAUUUGUAACUUCUCCUGUACAGAGGGGUUCAUGCUAAGUGGGUCAGAAAUACUGCAGUGCACAGCUUCUGGAAACUGGACAGCACAUCCUCCAACAUGUAAAGCACAGAAAUGUGAAACAUUAAGGCCUCCAGAGAAAGGUGCCGUUAACUGCUCCCAUCUGUUUGAAGACUUCGGUUAUAACUCCAUUUGUAACUUCUCCUGUACAGAGGGGUUCAUGCUAAGUGGCUCAGAAAUACUGCAAUGCACAGCUUCUGGAAACUGGACAGCACAUCCUCCGACAUGUAAAGCAAAGAAAUGUGAAAGAUUAAGGCCUCCAGAGGAAGGUGCCAUUAACUGCUCCCAUCUGUUUGAAGACUUUGGUUAUAACUCCAUUUGUAACUUCUCCUGUACAGAGGGGUUCAUGCUAAGUGGGUCAGAAAUACUGCAGUGCACAGCUUCUGGAAACUGGACAGCACAUCCUCCGACAUGUAAAGCUCAGAAAUGCGAAACAUUAAGGCCUCCAGAGAAAGGUGCCGUUAACUGCUCCCAUCUGUUUGAAGACUUUGGUUAUAACUCCAUUUGUAACUUUUCCUGUACAGAGGGGUUCAUGCUAAGUGGGUCAGAAAUACUGCAGUGCACAGCUUCUGGAAACUGGACAGCACAUCCUCCGACAUGUAAAGCACAGAAAUGUGAAACAUUAAGGCCUCCAGAGAAAGGUGCCAUUAACUGCUCCCAUCUGUUUGAAGACUUUGGUUAUAACUCAAUUUGUAACUUCUCCUGUACAGAGGGGUUCAUGCUAAGUGGGUCAGAAAUACUGCAGUGCACAGCUUCUGGAAACUGGACAGCACAUCCUCCGACAUGUAAAGCCCCGAAAUGUUCCCACUUACUGUCUCCAGAGAAAGGUUUCAUGUACUGCUCCCAUUUGUUUGAAGAUUUGAGUUAUAACUCCACCUGCGACUUCAGCUGCAUGGAGGGAUUUCUGCUGAAUGGUUCAGAAAGGCUGCGAUGUACAGCUUCUGGGAAAUGGACAUCAGAAGCACCCACUUGCAAAGCUAUAAAUUGCAAUGUGAUAACAUCACCAGAAAUGGGUGCUAUGACUUGCAGCCAUCCCAUUGGUGCCUUCAGUUAUAAUUCCACCUGUAAUUUCACCUGUGGAGAGGGAUUCAUACUGAGAGGACCAGAAAGGCUCCAGUGUUUAGCAUCCGGAAUGUGGAGCCAUCAGCCACCAAACUGUAAAGCCCAGAUCUGUUCCCAAUUACAGUCUCCAGAUAAAGGUUUAAUGUCAUGCUCCCACUUGUUUGAAGAUUUCCGUUAUAACACCACCUGUGACUUCAGCUGCAUGGAAGGCUUUCUGCUGGAUGGUUCAGAAAAGCUCCGAUGUACAGCUUCUGGGAAAUGGACAGCAGAAACACCAACAUGCAAAGCUAAACAUAUGGCAUUUGGACAGAAAUUUCUGAUAUUUCUCACUGGCUCUACUGUUAUCACCAUUGCAGUAAUUUCAUGUCUGGUCUGCAGCAUGUCACUUUUAAAACGCCUGGCAAAAAAGAAGGAAGAUAAGACAGCCCUGAAUUUUAGAAGUUAUAGUGGAUCAGAUUCAGAAGUAUUCAUAAAUGCAGCCUAUCAAGGAAUGGCUUAAAAAUAUUCUUAACGAAGAACAACAUGGCACAUGAUACUUGGCAAAUCAUUAGCAGCCGCAGAGACAAGGCGCAGUAAUGUGUGGCGAACAGGAGACCUGCCCUCCAGAGUGCUUCCCAAGCAUCUGAGCUGGAAUGCUUAGUGUGCAUUUGUGCAGUGUGGAUAUGUGUAAUCCUUGUAAAUAAUCUAAUGUUGCACAGAAAAUCUCAGUUUAGCUGUAGUGAUCCACUUGGAACAGAAAUCUGACAAAAUAUUGCUGCAUAUUUUAUGUGUAUCAGAAUCUCUUUUUAAGAAUGUAUGUAAUACAAAACUUAAAGCUG
Messenger RNA from Protopterus annectens (West African lungfish), 2200 nucleotides. RefSeq names its product P-selectin-like. Gene Ontology annotation, cellular component: membrane; external side of plasma membrane. The record is from RefSeq and is a predicted model, not a curated record. Bases 37 to 1881 code for a protein of 614 amino acids. Gene Ontology annotation, biological process: response to cytokine; heterophilic cell-cell adhesion; leukocyte tethering or rolling. The transcript is spliced from 14 exons. Lineage: Eukaryota; Metazoa; Chordata; Ceratodontiformes; Protopteridae. Gene Ontology annotation, molecular function: sialic acid binding; oligosaccharide binding.